This is a messenger RNA of Chroicocephalus ridibundus (black-headed gull), 2546 nucleotides long. It is a transcript of the gene MATCAP1, whose product is annotated as microtubule associated tyrosine carboxypeptidase 1. Bases 34 to 1335 code for a protein of 433 amino acids. The transcript is spliced from 6 exons. NCBI's taxonomy places the organism in Eukaryota, Metazoa, Chordata, Aves, Charadriiformes, Laridae. The record is from RefSeq and is a predicted model, not a curated record.
GCCGCCGCCGCCGCCGCCGCCGCGCUGGAGGCCAUGGUGCUGGACCCGGGGGCGGCGGCGGGCGGCGGGCUGGGGGCCGGCGCCGCCCCGCGCCUGCCCCACCGCCAUGGCCCGCCGCUCUGCUCCUGCCCUUGCCCACCGGCACCGGGACCCCCGCCCCGUUGCCCGCGGGGAACCCGUCGCCUGUCGGAAACCGGCACCGGGAUGCGGCGGAGCGAAAGCGCCGGGGGCCGCGGUGUCGGGGGGGGGAUGCGCUCCGCCGCCUCCCUGCCCCACAUCGCCCGGGGGCGGGGGAGCGGCGGGGGCGGCGGGGAGGAGCGGCGGAGCCCCUGCCUGCUGGUGGCCCUGCGGCCCCGCAACGUGGAGGCGGAACGGGAGCGGUUCUUCCGCGCCAGCUUCGCCUACGACCCCCAGUUCGAGUACGCCGAGCCGGUGCCCGCCGCCGUGCUGGAUAAGUACGGGGCCGCCUCCGAUCGCUUCGUGGGGCAGGCCAUCAGGAUCAUCCGGGCCGUCCUGGAGAAGUACGGGACCUACGAGAGCUUCGAAGUCGCCACGGGCGGGAGGCUUCUGAGCAAGUGCCAGAUCUGGUCCGUCAUCCGAAAGUACAUGCAGAAGGAAGGCUGCGUGGGAGAGGUGGUGGUGCAGCUCACCGACGACCUCCUGUCCCAGGCGGUGAUGAUGGUGGAGGACAGCCGGCCAACGCUGGCCAUCAACCUGGCUGGAGCCCGGCAGCACUGGCUGGAGGGGAUGCUGCGCCAUGAGAUAGGCACCCACUACAUCCGAGGGGUGAACAACACCCGGCAGCCCUGGCACAGCUCCGAGGGCCGCAAGCAGUACAGCCUGAAGCCCGCCAACCCCACGGAGGAAGGCUUGGCCAGCCUGCACAGCGUCCUCUUCCGCAAGCAGCCCUUCCUGUGGCGGGCGGCCCUGCUCUACUACACCAUCGAGCGGGCCAGCCGCCUCUCCUUCUCCGCCCUCUUCCAGGACCUGGAGCAGUACGUCCAGGACGCCGGCGUCCGGUGGGAGUACUGCGUGCGGGCGAAGCGGGGCCAGACGGACACCUCGCAGCCAGGCUGUUUCAGUAAGGACCAGGUCUACCUGGAUGGGAUUCUCCGCAUCCUGCGCCAUCGGCAGACCAUCGACUUCCCGCUGCUGGCUGCACUCGGAAAGGUCUCUUACGAAGACGUGAAUCGGCUGAAGAAAUUUGGGGUGCUGGAGAAAGCCCGCAUCCCCCACUUCAUGCAGGACCUGGAGCGGUACAUGAAGCAGCUGGACCACAUCGUCACCACCAACGGCCUGGACGAGGAAGAGCUGGAGCAGCUACUGCCCGACUGAGGGGCAUUCCCCACCACCACCCCCGCCCUGAAACCGGUGCCCCGAGGCCGCAACUGGUGCCAUUUAUUGGAUAUUUAUUGGGGCUGGAGCCUGGAGAGGGCAGAGCCUGGGCCCACCCCCCCGUGCCCGGGCGGCCGCUGUGCAUGUUCUGCUGUGUAGGGUAGCGCGGCCGGGAGGGCCGGUGUGGUUAGUGUUGAAGUGUGUGUUGUCCACCCCCCCCCCGCAACACCGUCCCCUGUGCGUUUUGGGGACGGCUGCGCGGCUCCGCGUGGCUUCGGGGAGCCAGAGGAGAGGGUUGAGAGGGAGCGAGGGCAGAGCUGGGGGGGACACGCUGCUCCCCCUGGGGUGCAGGGAGCUGUGCUGGGGCGGUUGCUAUGGGGCGGGGGGGUGGGAGGUGGGGGAAUGCCCUUAGGGUGCCAUGGGGUGCUCUCAGCAGAGCGGGGGCACCCCCUCGGGGCCAGCAGACGGGGCUGGGGGCUCUGGGCUGUGCCCAGCAGGGAGUCGGGGCUGGCCCGCACCCACCCAUUGCCCUGCGUGUGCGUUUCCCACUUCCUGCCCCUUCCCUCAGCAGCAGCAGGAAGGACUUUAAGCCCUCAAAAUACUAAUUUCUGCUCUCCCCCCCAACCCCCCAGCUCCUAGAUAUUUGCCCACGAUUAACCAUCGCUCUGCGCCCCAACUACAGGAGGACUCAGGGCAGGGAUGGGGCUUGGUGUUAGGAAAAAGCGUGUAAUAAAAAAAAUGACGUAAUGGAAACAACGUGUGGGCAAAAGGUUGUGGAUAGCAUCGAAGGGCAGGCUGGAAAGGCCUGCGAACACGGACCGCGCGUCUCGCUCGCACAGGCAAAGCUGCAUGGCUCCGAGCUGGUGCGUCAAGAGCGGGAAGGGGUCACCGGAGUGUGUAAAACACCAUACUGGGCAGGGACAACACUAAUAAAUCAAAGUAGGCAAAAGCAGAAGCUGCCCUGAGCUGUUCCUGGUCUCUUAACACGUGGUUUCUGCAGCAAUUGUGGCACCCCAGCUGUGCCACCCCCGGGAGAGUCGAUUUAAAAGAAAGAAAGAAAAAAAACAACACAGACUUAGUUUUGGCUUCUUUUAGCCGCAGCCUUUCAUCCCGCUGAGCUCCUGCAAAGGUAGCACAGGCCAAGGCUCAAACUCCAAGUCUCCAAGUUUGGCUGCCAGGCCUGGUCACAGCACCCCGCAGCUGCCCACGCU